AUGAGCGCGCACGACCUAUGCGACUUAGGAAGUAAUGUCUACGGUACCGACCUGGCUGACGAUGGACACGGAGUCAAGAAUCACGGUACUUACCUGGCGGACGUCAGCCAAGUCCGAAGACUUGUCUAG
Molecule: messenger RNA, 129 nt
Organism: Phytophthora nicotianae INRA-310
Lineage: Eukaryota; Oomycota; Peronosporomycetes; Peronosporales; Peronosporaceae
Exons: 1
Coding region: 1-129 (42 amino acids)
Source: RefSeq, a predicted model, not a curated record